ACAAGCGACUAGCUUCGGCAAACAUCGUCAUCUGCCGUGAACUGAGACUCGGAGAAGGAUGGAGGAAGAGGCACGCAAGCUUCUCGAGGAAGGAAUAAGAAAGAAAUUGGUCAGUCCCGGCAAUGGACAGCUGUCGACCUUCCCCAAUGGCACCAAGGUGGUCUUCCACUACCGCACCAGCCUCUGUGAUGGCACAGUACUGGAUGACUCCAGGACCAUGGGGGGCAGCAGCAAACCAAUGGAGCUCAUCUUGGGCAAGAAGUUUAAACUAGCUGUGUGGGAGAGAGUGGUCAUCACCAUGAAACAAGGAGAAAUAGCAGAAUUUACCUGUGAGACCAAGCACACAUCACUAUACCCACUCGUGUCCCAGUCCCUGAGGAACAUCAGUGCUGGUAAGGACCCCCUGGAAGGCCAGAGGCACUGCUGCGGCAUCGCCCAGAUCCACUCCCACCACUCUCUGGGGCACAAGGACCUGGAUAACCUCCAGGCCAGUCCUCAGCCUCUUCUUUUCACCAUUGAGCUGCUUGAGGUUCUGCCUCCAGGGUCGUUCCAGCUGGACGUGUGGGCCAUGUCAGAUGAAGAAAAACUCGACCUCGUGCCUCAGAUCCACGAGGAGGGCAACCUGCUCUUCAAACAAGGCCAAAUUCAGGAGGCCACUGACAAGUAUUACAAUGGCAUCGCCUGCCUCAAAAAUCUACAGAUGAAGGAGCAUCCUGGAGAUGAAGCGUGGGUUAAGUUGGACCACAUGAUCACACCGCUUCUCCUCAACUACUGCCAGUGCAAGUUACUCCAAGGGCAGUACUACGAGGUUAUUGAACACUGCUCAUCCUUGGUCUUCAAAUAUGAGGAUAAUGUGAAGGCCUUCUACAAGCGAGCAAAGGCCCACGCUGCAGUGUGGAACGAGACGGAGGCACGAGCAGACUUUACUAAGGUGUUGGAUUUGGACCCCUCCCUCGGACCGUCUGUAGCCAAGGAGUUGAGGGCCAUGGAGGAGAGGAUCCGCUCCAAGGAGAAGGAGGAGAAGGGUCGCUACAAAGGCCUAUUCAACUACAACGGUCCACCAGCUACUGCCACCACAGUCAGUCCUGUUUGAGGUUGAAUCUCUCAUUGGGUUGGAGACAAGUGGAUGCCUGUGAAUUUCAAGAUGGAGGAGAAACAGUAAACACUGCUGGUGUUUUCAUUUUAUCCAAGAUGCACACAAGCCAAACACUCUGCUCUUCAUGGAAACAUUCUCUCACUGUCAGGUUGUACACAAACGCACCCGCAAUCCACCGAGGUGCAAUUUGCAUUCCUGCCUUAUUCCUCUAAACUACAGUUAUUUAAUUGGAAAUGCCAUUUUUUUGAUUGGGAGACACUGACACUCAAAAUCCCACUGUAACGUAGGUUUUUACUGGCCAGCAGAAAUAUUCAUUCAGAGCGUCGUGGUCCUCAAUCCAAAACGUAUCUCCAAUUUCUUACUGAGCCUUUUUCAGAAAUGUCAAUUCUUGGCAAAUGACCUGCAAAAGAUUUUUUUUUUUUUCACGAUUUAUUGAUAAAUUUAUCACUGCUUGUUGAAAGUCAAUAUAUAGCAAUUUAUAUAUCAAACAUCAAUUUACCACUGUAUUUGAAACAAUUAUUUUACACAUUUAAUGUUGUAUUGCUUUCACUGAUAUGUGCAAAGCUUUUGGGUAACCUUAAAAUUACUUGUACAACGAAAAAAUCAUUUUCUUUUGCACAAGGAACAUGAUGUACUCACACAGACCUCUGCCUUGCACGGUUAGAGCACGUUUUCCAUUUCGGUCAAUAGACUAAGCAGGAGCGACUGGUAAAUUGAACAGUCUACGAGACAAUCACUAUUUAACACACAUGGAAUUGAUUUCUUUGCUUUCUUCUGUGUACCUGUUUCUUGUAUGUACGAAAUACUACCAUUAUGUUGUUUUUGUCAAGAUGUACUGAUCGAAAACCCUCAGUUUCUCUUUCACGUGCUUGAAAAGAGCUAUGCUUGCUUUUCAUGUGAGGCAGAGCCAUUAUGUUGUCAGAAGUGAGAUGUUAUUGAGGUUGUGAUUAUGUACCUGAAAAUAAACUUGUUUAUCAUCAA
This is a messenger RNA of Scophthalmus maximus (turbot), 2077 nucleotides long. It is a transcript of the gene aip, whose product is annotated as aryl hydrocarbon receptor interacting protein. Gene Ontology annotation, molecular function: protein binding; peptidyl-prolyl cis-trans isomerase activity. The transcript has 7 exons. The coding region runs from base 59 to 1093 and encodes 344 amino acids. NCBI's taxonomy places the organism in Eukaryota, Metazoa, Chordata, Actinopteri, Pleuronectiformes, Scophthalmidae. The record is from RefSeq and is a predicted model, not a curated record.